Molecule: messenger RNA, 756 nt
Organism: Triticum urartu
Lineage: Eukaryota; Viridiplantae; Streptophyta; Magnoliopsida; Poales; Poaceae
Molecular function (GO): cysteine-type endopeptidase inhibitor activity
Source: RefSeq, a predicted model, not a curated record
AGGCUAACACCACUAUAAAUGGCUAGCAUUGCUGCCCAUUCUGCACAAACCCAUAAGCCAAACAAAAACAGCUCUCUGGUAGGUGUUUACGCUUAGCGUUUUCAUCCUACAAUGAGAUCACUGCCCAUUGUAGUACUUUCCCUCCUGAUUCUUGUCCUUGCUGCCCAUGUAUCCCAAGCCGAUGACAAGGGCUCUUCGGUUGGAAGUGGGAAGGAUUCCCAUGAUGGUGAUGAUCAUAAAUCAAAUGGUGUAGGGCCGGUGAAAAAACCAAAAUGCCCUAAGCCCGGACAUGGUCCGAAAAACCAUGACAAUGAUGGUCGUGGACCACCGGAAAAGGAGUGCGAUGAUGGAGAGACAACACCGUCAUCACCUGGGCCUUCCCCAGACCAAGGUAAUGGUUCGCCAUCACCACCGCCAUCCCCAUCUUAUUCACCACCCAUGACUCCAUCACCUCCACCUCCAUCAGAAACUAGUCCUCCUCCGCCUUCAUCAAGCCCCCCACCAACACCUUCAUCUAGUCCCUCUGUUACACCUCCAACCUACGAACCUAAUGAUCAAUCGCCACCGCCUCCAUUGAAUCCUUCGCCCAUUCCCCCACCACCUCCAUCUAGUGCGCCUGCGGCACCUCCAAUGAACCCGACUAAUGAUCAAUCUCCUCCACCAUCUCCUUCAUCUAGCCCCCCAACGAUAGCUCCAGUCACCCCACAAACACCUCCAUCUAGUCCCCCUGUUACGCCUCCAUCUUACGAACCUAAU